Messenger RNA from Caenorhabditis angaria, 858 nucleotides. NCBI's taxonomy places the organism in Eukaryota, Metazoa, Nematoda, Chromadorea, Rhabditida, Rhabditidae. The record is from the annotation of a GenBank genome assembly.
AUGCGAUUUUUCGCGCUUUUUUUGGUUUUUGGUCUCGUGGCGGCGGAUGAUUCGAGUACUGUAGUCACCACAGUUGCUACGACUACUGUAGGGACCACUGGAACCACUGGAACCGGGGGAACCACAGCCACAACAACUGCAGGAACCACAGGAACUACAAGUAGGUUACUGUAGGGUUACUGUAGCUCGAAAAUCCACGUUUUUUGACACCAAACAAGCCUAGGGUUACUGUAGAUUUAGGGGGCAGAAAUUCGAAAAAUCCAAAAUUUGAUCUACAGUAAACUGGAGUACUGUAGUUCCACGUGUCAGAAAAAUUGCCACGUGGAUUACGGUAGCCACAGUAACCCAACCGAAAUUGCCACGUGGCAAGUGUGUGCCCAAAAUUUCAUGAAAAAUUCGAAUCUGCGACUACUGUAGACUACUGUAGCCGUCCAAAAUUAUCGAUUGAUUUUUUGCAGGUGCCACGUGUCAAGAUGCUCCUGGCGAAAAUUGUAGUUUAUACGUGUCAGUAUGCAGUGAUCCAAGAUAUUAUCCACUUUUGAAAGGGUAAAUUUUAAUUUUUCAAAUUUCGCGGCGAAAAAAACAGGCGGGAAAUUCAAAAUUUUGCAGAAAAUGCGACAAAACUUGUGGUUACUGUGGCUCAGUUACAACAACUACACCAUCUUCUACACCAUGUGUCGAUAAUUCAUCAAAGUAGGUCAAAAAAGCGCGUGUGCCACGUGGCAUUACUACUGUACCAAUUGUUUCAGCUGUGUGAAUUGGGUCAAAAAUGGUUUCUGCACCAAUACAUUCUACAAUUGCACCCAACGCAAGCAAUAUUGCGCCAAAUCUUGUAAUUUAUGUAAUACUAGUUGUUAA